AUGUGGCAUAAAACAAUUCGUACCAGGAAAGCCAAAUCCUACUGGUCUGUUUUGACAAAUGCCAAUGGAUUAGUAUGCAAUUUUGAUGUAUAUCAAGGAGUAACAACAUAUCCUCGAUAUGAUAAUACUACCCUUGGUUUAGGGGAGAAAGCCGUGUUGAAUUUAGUUGGCGAUCUUUUGUCUGCUGGUCACAAACUUUACUUCGACCGUUACUUUAUGACCCCGAGGCUUGCACGAGAGCUGAAAGAAAGAGAUAUUCUAUGUACCGGAACGAUAAUGAAAAAUAGGAUCCCAAUUGCAGCUAGAGAGACGAUUAAAGAAGACCGUGAAAUGAAAAGAGAAGGUCGCGGUUCAUGUCAAGUAUUGGUGAACACUUCAGAAAAUAUGGCCAUAACAAAAUGGUACGAUAAUAAAAGAGUUACUAUGUUAUCAACGAUGUACGCUAAAGACCCAACAGAUACAUGUGCCAGAUGGCAAAAAUCAGAGCGACGAUAUAUUCAAAUAGAAAGACCCAAGGUUGUUCAAGCCUAUAACCACAACAUGGGUGGUGUAGACCUUGCAGACCGAAUGCUCUCGAUGUAUCCAUACCGUUAUCGUACCAAAAAGUGCACACAACGGGUGUUUUCACAUUUAAUUGACCUGGCUGCUUCUAAUGCUUGGAUUCUAUAUAAAAAAGAUAAACUCGCAGAGGCCAUUCCUGUUAAAAAAAUACAGCAUCUUCGUGACUUCAAGCUGGAAUUAGGAGAAAAUUGGAUUGAGAAAUACACAGAAACGUCAGGAUCUGAAACUCAAACAGAGACAGAGUCAGAAACAGAUAAAGAUGAAAAACCAAAAAAAAAGAGAGGAAGACCUGCAACUGUGGACCUCCCUCCACCUGAAAAAAGGACCAGAAGAGCCCGACAUAUGCCGCAAAUGAUGGAUACUCGAAACAAAUGUAGACACUGCCAUAUAAUGAAGACCACCGUAAAAUGCACGAAGUGUAACAUCUAUUUAUGUUUACGAAAAGAAAGAAAUUGUUUCAAAGAUUUCCACUCCUAA
Molecule: messenger RNA, 1038 nt
Organism: Parnassius mnemosyne (clouded apollo)
Lineage: Eukaryota; Metazoa; Arthropoda; Insecta; Lepidoptera; Papilionidae
Source: the annotation of a GenBank genome assembly